AUGAUCAAACGCGAAGGUUCUUCCUUCGUUCGUUCUUUCGUCCAAGUGCCAGCUAGUGCCGAGUGCUUCGGAUUAAGAUUCAUCGAUCUCGCUCAGCGAGCUGAUCGAUCGACGUGGCUCGCGUUGUCGUCGACUCGGAGAGAUCACCGGUGUAAGUUGCGCGCCAGCCAGCCAGGCGAAUUGAUCCUCAGAAUCAUGAUCAGACUCGUGAGUCUUCUUGUCUUCGUGGUCGGCUUGGCGCACGGCCAACUGAACUUCGAGGGAAACCCGCUCACCGAGUACACCGAUUACACCGCCGAGGAGAGCAGCCUAUCCGAGAGGAGCAGCAAGGAAAGAGUUUCGAACUCCGCGAUAUCGUUGCGCCCGCAGAAACUCUACCCCAUCUUCGAGUCUGAAAAUACUCGGCAACCAUCUGAGAUCAUCGACGAUCUGUUCUCCGUUCAAAAUCAUCGCUCGCAGGACGUGUCCGCGCGGCAGUUGCAAGUCUCCGGCGAUCAGAAUGCACUAAUCGACCCGGCGGAGGUCGCGCUCAACACCUUCUUGAAUUCCAAGACACCCGAGGAGUCCCGCGUGUCGCUCGACCACUUCCUGCGCAGUCAACAAUCGCCAGAGGCCCAACCUCGCUCCUCCGGCAUUAUCUUGACCGAUCAGGACAAGAGACUGGAGCGGAUCGACACUCAACCGGUCAUCCAUCGAGUGGAACAUCAUGAGCGACCGUCCUUGCAAGCGGAGCAACCACAGCAGUCGUUGUUGCCCCAGGCAGGCCAAACGAUUCAGGUUCAGCUGACGCCGCAGUCAGUCAAUCAGAAUUUCGGCUACGCGGCGCAACCGGUUACCCAGGCAGUGGUGCAACCGGUGAUUAGGGCCUCCGCAGGUAUCCUAAGCCCGGCGACGAUGCUGCAUCCGGUGCCUGUCGCGCCUGACAUUCCGGUGAGGAACGACCCGAUGAUGUGGCGGCAGAGGAUGAAGAGGAUACGCGCGAAGCCGGGCGUUCUCGCGCAGGCCAGGGUCGCGCCGAUGUUUUACAAAGGACCUGUCGCAGUGCCCUUCAAAGGUCACGGGCCGGUGGAGGUGAUCUACACGAAACCACCGGGUUUCCGAGGACCAACGAACAUGGUCGCCAACUCGCCGGUACCCUACGAGAAUGCCGGCGCUUGGUUCCCCGACUCCGACUAUCCGCCACCCUCGAAGGACGUCUAUUAUUCCCAGCUGUACGCGCAGUCCUACGACCCGCACUACUACAACUACAUCGCCGCGACCGGCAAAGUCCGGCCGUAUCUGUAUGGCAAGCUCGGCAAGCACAAGGAGGAGCAGGACGAAGGCAUAUGGGCGGAGCUCUACCGCGGCUUCACCAAGCACGGCCUGAAGAACAUCAUGACGCCGACUUUCCUCUUGGGCAUGACCCUGCCGGUGGUGACGCUCAUGCUGUCCGCCCUCGUGCAGAAGCGGUCGAUCGCGAGGGCAGAUGCACGCGACCUGGAUCAGGAGAACGCUCUCCAGGAGUACCUGGAGAGGAUGCAGCGGGCCAUGAUGUGUUAUGGGAGUAACAGGGACGCCUCGACGAAAGACAACUGCUGAAGCCUGCGAGGAGGACGUUACAGACCGACCCGGACGAGUAAUCUACCUACCGAGGAGUUCGCAGAGAGGAGAAACAGAGGGAGAAAGAGAGAGAGAGGAGAGGAGGGAUUUACUUACUCUACUUUAGUAUAUAAAGAUCGCGUCUAUUAAUACGAAGUGCAAGGAUCAAAGACGACCGCGAUCGCGGGGAAAUACUCGACGAGAGUGCGAACUUCGCCAUGUUCCUAGCAAGUUCGAGUUAUCGUCGAGAUAGAAAAGAUCCGAAGCGACGGAGACGUGGUCGUUAAAAAUCACGUACAGGUAAAAUUCUCUUGAUAAGUCUAAUUAACAAGCGCGACAGCCGUCGUGGUCGGCCUUCUCAUUUCAAAGAUCGAAUGUCGGAAGCUUAGUGGUUGAAUUUGCGACGUGACGGAUCCUCGAAAAUUCAUACGAACCGAUUUAUCGACUCGAAAUUCGCACAAGCCCGAUUUGUCAAUUCGACGCGACGAAUUUGCGUAUUUUGCGUGUAGCUUUGCGAAAGAUAACUUGGCUCGUCGCAGUGGGAGUCAUCGCGCACGAGUCACAACAUGCAAGAAGAGCAGAACAAUUGGAGUGGUGGAUCGGAGAAAUUAGCGCUUUUCCCGGUACGAUUUUCAGUGAAGAGGAUUCGCGUUUUUGUGCGGACGGAACGACCGCUUUUCACACAUUCACGGCUCGAUGACGUUUGCUGUAUUCGUACACGCUCGAGCUCCAGCGAUCAUUUCCAGAGCGGGCUCGAAUGAUGACGCGCGCGUAUUCCCGCGGUGUGUUAUUAGUUACGCAAGGCCGGCGUCUCUCCACUGUCUGUCACAACCGGUGUCGGUCGUUAUUGGCGGGCGAAAGAAAAGACAUCGCUGAAACUGUUUUUCCACUACACUCGCCGUGUGAUUUAGGGGAAAUCAAUUGUACGAACGAGACAUGGACCGAGGUGACUCUUCGGCGUCACUUCAUGUCACUGCAUCGAAACACUGUGUACAUAAUAUCUACGUGCAUGUACGUGUGACACACAUGCUGGUGUAUCACACCGCCCACGAAGACACAAUAAUAUAUUCGCGUUAACGAAAGCG
Messenger RNA from Harpegnathos saltator (Jerdon's jumping ant), 2663 nucleotides. RefSeq lists its product as uncharacterized. The record is from RefSeq and is a predicted model, not a curated record. The transcript has 4 exons. The coding region runs from base 1 to 1578 and encodes 525 amino acids. Lineage: Eukaryota; Metazoa; Arthropoda; Insecta; Hymenoptera; Formicidae.